CAGGGAGGACAGACAGGGUGUAAUUGCUUUAUUCCUUAUCUUUCCUUCAUCCCUCUUUACUAUUUGCCUCGUUUCCAUUUUAAAUGACUCCCCAUCCUGUUUCCCAGUGGUUUUUUCCUGGUUCUCCCCAGGGCUGGAGCUCUCUGUGCCUUUGUUCCCCCCCGUCCCUGCUCUCCUCCCUCUCCCACCCUGCUGUUUGCUGCCGCUGAGCUCAUUUCAGCUAUUCCUUCACUUGGAACAGCCCAUCCACUCUGUUGUCCUCCACCGAGCAAGCUGACAGGCUAAUGAAUGGCUUUGGAUGGUAAUUAGCAAUGGAGUUGCUAAUAAUGAAUUGCAUUUCCAUGUUAAGCGCUGCAGAGGAAAAGCAAGACCCUGCCAUCACUGCCCCUUUGGGGGCUGCAGAAGGGCUUCGCUGCGAUUUCACCUCCUCUGCCUCCAUUCCCAAGGCUCCCCUGAGCAGAGUUUGUGAAGCAGCGAUUAGAGGCAAGGGGGGAAGGUGCCCCACACCAUGGAAAAUGGGCCACGGGAGGCAGGAGCUGGGCCUGGGCCAGGAAAUAAGGGCUGGAGGUUUCAUCCAGCGCUGGGAUCCAUCCAGCUCACCCAGAGCCCUGGUGCUGUUGGCUCUUGGUGGCCACAAACCCUUCCCGUGCAAAUCCUGAGGGAUUUCUCAGCCCCCCGACUUCACACAUGCUCUGUGGAUGCUGCCGAAAUCCUCCUUGGUUGUUUUCCCAGCAUCUUUUGGAGGCAGCAGUUUCCCAGAGAGGUUUAAUCCAUCCCUGCCUGCCCGAGGAAGGAGCCAAGCGCCUGCUGCAGCGAUGCCACAAAGAGCCGUCGAGCAGAAAGGGGGAGAAGCGAUGUUGGUUUGUCUGGUAUGAGCGAGGGACCCAUGGUGGAAGCACAGCGAGUAGCCAUGCACCGGGGGUGGGACUUGAGGGGUGCUCCAAGCUGGAAUCUGGUGCUGGGGUGUCCUGCCUCAGUUUCCCCCUCUGUGUUAGCUGGGUCAGGAAGAGACGCUUCCAUCCCCUUGGGUUUUCCUGAGGGUGCUCCUCUUAGAUGGAGCAUCCCAUCCCAGGUGGGGAAGACGCCGGUGCUGUCCGCCAUCACCUGCUGGACCCCCUGAAAGCUGCUUUGGGACCACAGGCAUGGCCGCAUCCUGCCCUGCCACAGCCCUCACUGCACUGCCAUGGGAUAGAUUGAUUUAUUUAUGUAUUUUUCAAGCCCUGCUCAGACUGAAAACAAUCCAGAGGCUGGUAAGAUUUGCCUGCAAGGCAAUACUCGGUGUCUUUCCACUGUGCAAUGAUCCCCUGAGCCAUGGGGCACACAGGGGACAGGCAGGUGACAGGGGCAGAGGGGAGCCAGGGCAGGGACAGCACCUCUGCCCAGGGAAAGGAUUGGGGGCAGAAAGGGGAGAUCUCCCGGCCUGUGAUGGGUAUCUCGGGGAUGUAUCCAGUCAAUGGGAUGCUGACUCCUCGCUGGGGCCGUGGAGGUGAGAAGGGAGAGAGUGGAAGGAAGGAGGGAGAGGAAUGCCAUCCGCCAGGAUUUCUCCCAAGAGCUUCUCUGAUGGCUAAUAAGGGUUGAGCUCAGGCUCCAAAGUACUUCCCGAAGUACCUGCUGCAUCUCUGUGCCAUCCCCGGGCACAGCAUGGCCAGGACUCCUCAUCCCACUGGGAAUGCUGCUGGAGAGAGUGCAGGCAGACAGGCCAGCUGCCCGCACUCUGCUGACACUUGCAGUUAGCAGCUCGUCCUUGAGAGAAGGAAGCAUGGAGAGAAGGGACCAGGUUCUCUUUAAGGGGGCAGGACUCCGGGAGCAUCAUGAAAGCAAAGAGUGAGCUUCUCCCUCUGCCUUGCCUCCUUCCCUGCCUGCUGCUUCCCUGCCUGCAUGCUCCCGGAGAGGGACCUGGGCUCCCCUUUGCCUCCCGGCCUCUGGGUGCCGGGCAGGGAUGAGAGCAGGAGCUGGGUGCUGGGAUGUGAGGCUGAGCGAGGGGAGGAGGAGGAGGAAGAGGAGGGGAGGGCGAGGGGGAGGAUCUGCUAAUUACACAGAACAGCUCUGGGGGCUCUGCUGAAGUCCAGAAUGAAGCAAAGAGCGGCAGAAGCAAGUGCUGCAGUGGGAGCGGAGCAGCAUCACCAAGAGCCGGAGCUGGCUGGGAGCAACCAGGGGCACCCAGGGGAUCCUGCAGCCCUGUAUCCCCAGGGAACAGCCUCCGGCACAGCCACCGGCUCCUCUGCAGCCAGCACCGGGCCAGGAGAGGGGACGGGGCUGGAGGUCCCGCGGGCGCAGGGUUAAAGUCGGCCCUGCUGCAGGCUGGGCUGGAGGGCAGCGGAGCCCUGCUAUGGUUCCGGGGGGCUAGGAGCCCGAGCAGAUCCACCGGGAAGGGGUGAAGGAUGGCUGCUGAAGGAGGGAGAGCCAAGCCCGUCACCCAGUCCAGGAUGGAGAACUUCCGAAAGGUGAGGACAUCAGAGGAGGAGAGCCCAUUGCCCUUCCCCGACCUGCCGCCGGACGUGGUGGAGAUGAAAGUGAAGGAGGGCAGCAAGAUCAGGAACCUGAUGAACUUCGCCAUGGCCCAGAUGGAGCUGAAGGGCAGGCGGCAGAUCGUCUUCAGCGGCUGCGGCAGAGCGGUCACCAAGACCAUCACCUGCGUGGAGAUCAUGAAGCGGAAGCUGGGAGGGCUGCACCAGGUCACCAAGGUGCGCUACAAAACCCUGCUGGAAGUCUGGGAGAACCAGGACCCGCUGCCCGGCGGCGCGGCGCAGAACCUGACCGUGCACAAGAACGUGCCCUCCAUCUGCAUCCUGCUCUCCCGAGACCCCCUGGAUCCCAACCAGACUGGCUACCAGCCCCCGGAGCCCCAGCACGGGCUGGAGCCGCAGCUCGGCCAGGCAGGAGAAGACGUGUCCGGCUCCUCCACCAAGGGGCUGAAGCGGCCCCUGCCACCCCCCUGCGAGGAGCUGCUCACCAAGAAGCUGCAGGUACAGGUACCCGCUGGCCCGAGGGGCUCGGGGAGCACCGAUCUCCAGCCAGACCAUCACCACUGACCCACCACGUCCCGCCCUGGCCAGCCCCACGCUGGGUAGAUGGUAUGCUGGAGGAGUUUUGGGGUGGUUUUAGCUGCUUUGUGGUGGAUAAAGGCAGUGUGAAGCUUGCUCUGGGGUCACCAAUGUGCUGCAGGCUCUCCCCAGCGCAUCCCCACUCGCUGCUGGGGGGUACCUUCUCCCCACGUUUGGGGUGAGGGUUAAAGGGUUAAAUGCACCUGGUUAUGAACUGAGGGUGUGUUGGGGGGAGCUGCUGACCCCACAGGGGCAAUGCCACCCACCUCCAGCCACGUUCCUGCAGUGACUCCCAUGGGUGCUGGAGCCUUUCGGCGCGGGGUGCUCGGGCCAGGGAAGGCGGCUGCACAUCCUCACUCCCCGUCACUAUGUCUCAGCCAUCAGAGAAGACGGUUUGGCCCCAAGCUCGCUGGAGUAACACCUUCAUCAUCAAAACUGCUGCGAUUACACUCGCCGAGGAGCUGUCAGGGUUAUUAAUGCUGGGCUCAGCACCCUGCGGUGCCGCCAUCCAUCCCGAAUGAAGCACAAACAAGGAGACAGGUCGCUCUCUCCCUGCGGGACAGCACAGGAAAAUAAACCAGCCCUCCUCCUCCUCCUUCCUCCUCUUCCGACAUCGGAUGUUCAGGUCUUUGCUCCUCUGGAGGCGUCUGUAGGGUCUGGAGCUGGGGUGAAGCGCCCGUCGGGAGCUGGGGGCAAUGGGAGCGUUCAGGGGGUGGCUGUUGUGGCUGGAUGCGGUGCCCAGCACGGGGAGGUUUUGGGGUUGUGGGUUGGUUCCUUGGGAAAGCGUUUUGGAGCAACAUUCCUGCUUCUUCCAGGGGGUAAAGGGAGAUGAAUGGAAAAUAAAAGCUCUUUAGAAAUA
This is a messenger RNA of Strigops habroptila (Kakapo), 3903 nucleotides long. RefSeq names its product ribonuclease P and MRP subunit p25 (gene RPP25). Gene Ontology annotation, molecular function: RNA binding. The transcript has a single exon. Lineage: Eukaryota; Metazoa; Chordata; Aves; Psittaciformes; Psittacidae. Gene Ontology annotation, biological process: tRNA 5'-leader removal. Gene Ontology annotation, cellular component: ribonuclease MRP complex. Bases 2382 to 3032 code for a protein of 216 amino acids. The record is from RefSeq and is a predicted model, not a curated record.